UCUGAACCUCAGUUUCCUCAUCCAUCAAAUGAGGGGGCUGGACUAGGAGCUCUAGGGUCCCUUGCAGUUCUACCUCUUGUGCCAUAUAGUCAGGACGUGACCGAGGGGUCUGGUUCCAGCUCUGCCACUGACUAGCUGGGUGACUUCCGGACAAUUUCGUCCCCUCUCUCCACCUGAGCAUCCUCGUCUGUUAAAUAAGGGCUUGGACGAGAAGCGCUCUAAGGUCCCUUGCAGUUGCAAACCCUGCUGAGAAAGAAGUUGUGAGGGCGGGAUACUUCCCUUCCUUCAUUCUUUGUCUCCUCCCAGUGUCGCCAGUAGCUCAUGGUUGGUGUAGCUGAGUGAGUCUCUGCUGCCUACAGAAUUGUCCGGACCCUAGAGUCACGCAAUCUCUGGGUGGGUGAUUUGGGGAUAGUCAGGCCAGGGAUGCAGGAAGAUGGGCCCGAUGACCCAAGAAGAUUCGACCCAGCCCUGGAUCCUAUGAUUCCCCCGGAGCCUUGCCGACCCGGGGUUCCACGCUCUCCUGAGGUCAGUCCUCAGGUGCCAGUCACCAAGAUGGCAGCCAAGCAACCCCCGCCUCUCAUGAAAAAGCACAGCCAGACGGACCUGGUGAGCCGCCUGAAGACCCGAAAGAUCCUGGGAGUGGGAGGAGAGGAUGAUGAUGGAGAAGUGCACCGCUCCAAGAUCAGCCAGGUGCUGGGAAAUGAAAUCAAGUUUACUGUCCGGGAGCCUUUGGGGCUCAGGGUCUGGCAGUUUGUCUCAGCUGUUCUCUUCUCUGGGGUUGCCAUCAUGGCCCUUGCCUUUCCUGACCAGCUGUUUGAUGCUGUCUUCGAUGGAGCUGAGGUGAACAGCAAAACUCCAAUUCGACUCUAUGGAGGGGCGCUCCUCAGCAUCUCUCUUAUCAUGUGGAAUGCCCUCUACACGGCUGAGAAGGUCAUUAUCCGCUGGACGCUGCUCACCGAGGCCUGCUAUUUUGGAGUGCAGUUCCUAGUCACCACUGCCACCCUGGCAGAAAAUGGGCACAUCUCGCCAGGGGCCCUGUUCCUCCUCGCCAGUCGUCUCCUCUUCAUCCUCGUCAGCAUUUACUACUAUUACCAAGUGGGCCGCAGAACCAAGAAGGCCUAGUAGCCCUGUCCCUCCAUGGGCAGAGGAUGUCAGGGGUGGGGUGGCCUGCCUGGACUUCCCUGGGCCAGGGUGACGUUCGGGGGUUUUAUUUUUUGGUUGUCCUUUUCAUCUACUAGAGGGGGUGACCUCUCCCUGUCCCCAGACCUUGACUGCUCGGCUCCUGGCCCAGGCAGGGAGGUGGUUACCCUGGCUUGGCUCAGUGAUUCUAGACUGAAGAGUUUUCAUGUCCUAACCAGCCCCUGGACCUAGGAUUGGAGCCGACCUUGAUCCUGGGCCAAUGUGUAGCCACUGGCUUUCCUCCUGAGAAAUCUCCCUAGUCCAUGACCAGCUAUCUGAGACUUCCCAAGGUAGGAAUAGGAGCUGGUCUAGUCUUUGAGGUCUUGGAAGCAGCAGUGAUACUGUGGAAAGAACACUGGAUUUGGAGGUAGAAGACUCUUGAGGUCAAAUCCUGGUCCUCUUUACUACCUAUGAGAUGUUGGCUAAGUCAUUUAACAACCCUGAGACUCAGUUUUCUCAUCUACAAAAUGAGGAGAUUGUACUUAAUGAUCUCUAAGGGUUCUUUCCAGUUCUAAAUCCCACCGCCUAUGAGCUAGAUGAAAAGACCCAAGGUCCCUGGGGAUAAAAAAAAGCAUCUCUUUCUACUGGGACAGACUGGAUAUGGCUUCUGUAGGGACAAAAUGAAAGGCCCACCUCCACCCUUUGGGGAUCUCCAGCUUUUGGGCUUCUGCUGGUCACUGCUGCUGAAUCCCUGAAUCUCAGAGUUGCAAGGGAGCUCAGAGCUUAUCCAUUCCAAGCAACAUAAGGACUUGAGACCAGGGAAUGGAGGAGGGAACAGCCCCCUAAAUGGGGUCACCAGAGGCCAGGCUCAUGGGGCUGCUCCCAUAUCCUCUGGAAGCCAAAGCCUGCCCCAAAGAUGUUCUCCUAAACUCUGUAGGAGCCUCAGCCUGAGUUCAGAUCCAAGGUUUUCUCCUUGUCUUUUCAUGGCUGACUAUUCCAGGCAUUUGAAUGCAGUCUACCCACACUGCCCCUGGUCUUUCCAGACAUCUCCAUAUUAGAACUCUUGGUUAGAGACCCCUUUGGCUCAUGAGCUGUCUCACUGACCAUCCAUCCUCUGAAACUGAGCCAUUAGGCUCCACUCCAAUCUCACCCCUAUAUUGUUUCUUGGGAUCAGAGGUUUUGCUGUUGCCCAGCCUAUGGGUGUGGAUUUGCAGAUGGGUCACUGGGCUGGACUGUCCAGUGGACUGUGAACCCAGCCAGAUGGGACCAUAACAGACAGGAGUAAGUCAUUCUAUUGAUAGGAAAUGCCCCUUUUGGAGGGUUAUCACCCCUUAUGAAGAUGGGUACUUUCAGGGGUGGGUGAAAAACAGAAAAAGAGAUGCUCAUCUGUUUUCUCUCCACCCCCAGCUGAGAGGCUCUAGGGUCUACUCCAAAGCUGCCCAAGGAUGAAUUAGACCUAGAUUGGGAGGGGCCAAUAUACCCUUUGGGAUUCAACUUUAACAAUGGUCCCUCCAGGCAGGAGACUGCCAUGUGAGCAUUGGCCCAAGGGCUCUCCCCAGACCCCAAUCCCUGCCAGUCUGUAGACCACCUCUUUCUUUCUCCUCCCUCACCCCAACCUUCCUCAGCUUCCCUUACCCCUGUUCCAUUCUCUGGAUAGGGGCCUUGGUGAACUCUAUCCCCACCUCUACCUGUCAGUGACAGGUUCCUGAGUCAGAAACCAUUUUGUAAAUAGUAGAAUUAGGAAAUGCAAAAAAGAGGAAGAAAACUCCCUUCAUUUCUGCAAAUCGCAACCCUCCUCCGUGUUUGCCUCCUGGGAGAGCCCCUUCCCCUGCUGGCUGAGCUCUGACCCAGUGGGCAGGAAAGUCUAGCUACCUGCCUUCCCUCUUUCCUACUUUUCUAGCCUCUUUUCUCAUUUUUUUUCAUGCUUCAAAUGGUGCCUUUAGAGCAGGAAAUUCAGAAACUCAUGUUCUAUUCCAGAAGGACUCAAACAUCGCGUGUGUAUCUUUGUCUUUUUCUUUUUUUUCUUCCUUUGGGUGUUGCAAGACUUUGUUCUCUGAACCUGAUACCUCAGUAGCAGAAAUAAAAAAAAUCCAUUUGGUCAAAA
Molecule: messenger RNA, 3223 nt
Organism: Vombatus ursinus (common wombat)
Lineage: Eukaryota; Metazoa; Chordata; Mammalia; Diprotodontia; Vombatidae
Gene: TP53I11
Product: tumor protein p53 inducible protein 11
Exons: 7
Coding region: 424-1122 (232 amino acids)
Source: RefSeq, a predicted model, not a curated record